AUGAUUUUAGGUAAAUAUCAAUCAACUUAUACAUGUCGAUCUGCUCAAAGAAUCGAAGUUUUUUCGUCAUUUGGCGAAUAUGAGGGUUUCGUCCUCGUUAAAUAUUCAUUUAAAAAGUUAUCAUUAAAUUCGUAUAGCGGUCAAAAUCAAGGUAGAUCAGCUAAAUCAAUGACAGGUCUAUCUUCCAGAGGCACCCAAUCGUAUAAUCAAGUUUCAAAGGUUAUAGUUGGAGGUGGUUCAUGGAGUUCUGAUGAUGGUUUAGAUAAUGUAAACAUUGAUAUGAGAAUUGAUUUUGGUGAUGAUUAG
Cavenderia fasciculata is the source of this 306-nucleotide messenger RNA. RefSeq lists its product as uncharacterized. The record is from RefSeq and is a predicted model, not a curated record. The coding region runs from base 1 to 306 and encodes 101 amino acids. The transcript is spliced from 3 exons. NCBI's taxonomy places the organism in Eukaryota, Evosea, Eumycetozoa, Acytosteliales, Cavenderiaceae.